GGCGUCCAUCCAGCUGGCGGGGUGCCCCGGAGCUGCAGGCGAGGCCUCCCCCCAGGACACCCAGAGCUUGGGAGCGGCCGGCAGAGCCACUUCGUCGGUGCCCGUUGGUGCCCCAGCAGCACUGCAGCCGCCUGCACCACCAUGGACAGUGUCAGCACCGCCGUCCUGCUGCUGCUUCUGGCCUUCAUCCUAUUCUUCCUCAGGAUGGGCGCCAGGGACAAGGGCAAGCUGCCCCCCGGGCCCCGGCCCCUCCCUCUCCUGGGAAACCUGCUCCAACUGCGCUCCCAAGACAUGCUCACCUCCCUGACCAAGCUGAGCAAGGAGUACGGCUCCGUGUACACAGUGCAUCUCGGGCCCCGGCGGGUGGUGGUCCUCAGCGGGUACCAAACCGUGAAGGAGGCGCUGGUGGACCAGGGUGAGGAGUUCAGCGGCCGUGGGGACUAUCCCGUCUUCUACAACUUCACCAAGGGCAACGGCAUUGCCUUCUCCAAUGGGGAACGGUGGAAGGCCCUGAGAAGGUUCUCGGUCCAGAUUCUGCGAAACUUCGGGAUGGGCAAAAGGAGCAUCGAGGAGCGGAUUCUGGAGGAAGGCAGCUUCCUGCUGGCAGAGCUCCGCAAAACUGAUGGUGAGCCCUUCGACCCCACCUUCGUGCUGAGCCGCUCCGUUUCCAACAUCAUCUGCUCUGUGCUCUUCGGCAGCCGCUUCGACUACGACGAUGAGCGUCUUCUCACCAUCAUCCGCCUCAUCAAUGACAACUUCCAGAUCAUGAGCAGUCCCUGGGGAGAGUUCUACAACAUCUUUCCGGGCCUCCUGGAUUGGGUCCCUGGGCCACACCGCCGCCUCUUCCAGAACUAUGGGUGUAUGAAGGAACUCAUCGCCGGCAUCGUCCGCGAACACCAGGCCUCCCUCGACCCCAACUGUCCCCGGGACUUCAUUGAUUGUUUCCUCACCAAGAUGGCCCAGGAGAAGCAGGACCCGUUGAGCCACUUCUACAUGGACACGCUGCUGAUGACCACCCACAAUCUGCUCUUCGGUGGCACGGAGACGGUGGGCACCACGCUGCGCCACACCUUCCUGGUGCUCAUGAAGUACCCAAAAGUGCAAGCCCGAGUGCACGAGGAGAUCGACCGCGUGGUGGGACGCGCGCGGCUGCCCACGGUAGAGGACCGGGUGUCCAUGCCCUACACAGACGCCGUGAUCCACGAGGUGCAGCGCUUUGCAGACGUCAUCCCCAUGAACCUGCCGCACCGCGUCACUCGGGACACCAACUUCCGCGGCUUCGUGCUCCCCAAGGGCACGGAUGUCAUUACUCUUCUCAAUACAGUCCACUAUGACCCUAGUCAGUUCGUGACGCCCCAGGAAUUCAACCCUGAGCAUUUUCUGGAUGACAAUAAGUCCUUCAAGAAGAGCCCUGCCUUCAUGCCGUUUUCUGCAGGCCGCCGGCUGUGCCUGGGAGAGUCGCUGGCGCGCAUGGAGCUCUUCCUGUACCUCACGGCCAUCCUGCAGAACUUCACGCUGCAGCCGCUGGGGGCGCCCGAGGACAUCGACCUGACGCCGCUCAGCUCCGGGCUGGGCAACCUGCCGCGGCCCUUCCAGCUGAGCGUGCGCGCGCGCUGACCCGCGGGCCGCGCUUCUCCGCACCUGUCACAUGUCUCCACUCCACCCGCCGCCACGACACCCCCCGCCCCCCGAUCGCUCCCUCGUAACCGGGUCUGUGCCCCCAGAGGCAUAAGGAAAGGCAUGGGGAAGGGAGGACGCAUGCCUGCUUUUGCCCCAAUUGCUUCCAACCGCGCCUCUUAGGGGUGAUUUUGUAUCAAGUCCUA
Molecule: messenger RNA, 1823 nt
Organism: Sorex araneus (European shrew)
Lineage: Eukaryota; Metazoa; Chordata; Mammalia; Eulipotyphla; Soricidae
Product: cytochrome P450 2F5
Exons: 11
Coding region: 142-1617 (491 amino acids)
Biological process (GO): xenobiotic metabolic process
Cellular component (GO): cytoplasm; intracellular membrane-bounded organelle
Molecular function (GO): oxidoreductase activity, acting on paired donors, with incorporation or reduction of molecular oxygen, reduced flavin or flavoprotein as one donor, and incorporation of one atom of oxygen; heme binding; oxygen binding
Source: RefSeq, a predicted model, not a curated record